Messenger RNA from Lampris incognitus (smalleye Pacific opah), 1038 nucleotides. It is a transcript of the gene gmpr, whose product is annotated as guanosine monophosphate reductase. The transcript has 9 exons. The coding region runs from base 1 to 1038 and encodes 345 amino acids. Gene Ontology annotation, molecular function: GMP reductase activity. The record is from RefSeq and is a predicted model, not a curated record. NCBI's taxonomy places the organism in Eukaryota, Metazoa, Chordata, Actinopteri, Lampriformes, Lampridae. Gene Ontology annotation, cellular component: GMP reductase complex. Gene Ontology annotation, biological process: nucleotide metabolic process.
AUGCCUCGGGUGGAUGCAGACCUCAAGCUGGACUUCAAAGAUGUCCUCUUCAGACCCAAGAGGAGCAGCCUGAAGAGCCGCUCAGAGGUGGACCUGCAGAGGACCUUCACAUUCCGCAACUCCAAACAGACGUACACCGGCAUCCCCAUCAUUGCCGCCAACAUGGACACUACAGGAACCUUUGAGAUGGCCAAGGUGCUCAGUAAACACACCCUCUUCACAGCCAUUCACAAGCACUACUCUUUGGAAGACUGGAAAAACUUUGCUGCUAACAACCCAGAAUGCAUAGAGCAUAUCGCUGCCAGCUCAGGCAGCGGCAAGGCAGAUCUGGAGAAGCUGUGCGCCAUUGUGGAAGCCAUCCCUUCCCUCAAGUACAUCUGUCUGGACGUGGCCAACGGGUACUCUGAGUACUUUGUGGAGUUUGUCAAGACAGUGAGAGAAAAGUUCCCCAAGCACACCAUCAUGGCCGGCAAUGUGGUGACGGGGGAGAUGGUGGAGGAGCUCAUUCUGUCAGGCGCUGACAUCAUAAAAGUCGGCAUUGGUCCAGGAUCCGUGUGCACAACCCGCAUCAAGACAGGCGUGGGCUACCCUCAGCUCAGUGCUGUGAUAGAGUGUGCAGACUCUGCCCACGGACUCAAAGGACACAUUAUCUCUGAUGGAGGCUGCAGCUGCCCAGGCGAUGUGGCCAAGGCCUUUGGCGCGGGGGCAGACUUUGUGAUGAUGGGCGGCAUGCUGGCAGGUCACGACCAGUGUUCUGGAGAGGUCAUCGAGAAGGAUGGGAAGAAGUUCAAACUCUUCUAUGGCAUGAGCUCUGACACGGCCAUGAAGAAAUAUGUGGGAGGGGUCGCCGAAUACAGGGCAUCAGAGGGCAGGACAGUGCAGGUCCCCUACAGGGGGGACGUGGAGGACACCAUCCGGGAUGUGUUGGGAGGUCUGCGCUCCACCUGCACCUACGUCGGCGCCGCAAAACUCAAAGAACUCAGCCGAAGAACCACCUUUAUCCGCGUGACACAGCAGUCCAGCCACAUGUUCUCUUAG